CCCAAAACCAAAAAAAACCAGUGCCACUCAAACACGCUCCCUCUUCUCCUCGGUUCUCUAAUCCUUCCUCUCUCUCUCUCUCUUUCUCUGUGAAAUGGAGGAACCGCAAGAAAUGCAGAUCGACGGCGGAAAACAAGGGGACGAGUUCUACGAGGAGAUCGAAGCGCCCAAGUUCGUGGACUUCACCGUACCCGAUCAGUACUGCCCCGACGACCGCUACUGGUUCUGUUUACGUGUCGGAUGUGAUCAGAAACAUGAAGAAGAAAUAGAUUCCGAAGCAAUCUACAAAGAUUUUGUUCUUCGGGUUAUGGCAGCAAGAAGUCCCAAUAUACGGCUUCGGAAAGCCCUAAAUAGAAAAGCUGCAAGUGGAAAUGUGAAAUGCCCACUUACGGCUCCCCCAAAAUCUUCGAGGUCUAGAAUACCAAGAUUAGCACUAAUUUCUUCAGUUUCUCAAAAAGUGGUUCAUAAGGCCAGUGCAGCAACCCCAGAUUCAAAGAAAAAACAGCCUUCUGAUGUGUCUAAGGCUUUUACCACUCCAAGGAAUAAAAAGCGCCUCUCAAAUCCCAACACAUUUAGAAGUGUUCGGAAUCCGAAAGCAACAACUAUUGCUGUGCCCAAGAAUAGAGUGGUAGCAAAGGCUUUAGCCUUCAACUCACCAAAGAAAGCAGUGAAGACAAAGACUUGUUCAGAACUGAAUACGCCUGUGAGAACAAUAUGUGAAGCAAUGAAGAAGCUUGAGAUCACCGGUGGAAAGAAGCAUGUAUUGGGGUAUGACAAAUCAUUGCCUAUAGGUGGUGCUUCAAGAAAACAAUUAAGAGGGAGAGAGGUUAAAAGCCGGGUUUAUGAUGCCUUGAAUUCUCGCAGCCGCAACGUCCAGGAAGCCAAAUCUUCGAGAUGUUUGAAGAGAAAGAAUAAUGGCAAAGACAUAAAACCCUCUUGUGAUCAUGUGCCUCAUGAAGGGGAUGAUGAUUCUAGUGACAUGGAAAUAGAGGAGAAAUCAAGGAAUGGUUCUUUUGAAGGGUGCAGCGGUGAAGCAAAUGCACAUGAAGAGUGUUCGGAAACCGUGAAAUCGCAGCAAGGUGAGCAUUCAGUUGAAGUUUUCUCAGAUGCAUCAAGAGGUGACAUUAUCUCCCUAUCAAGUUCUGAAGAGAGGGAUUCAGGAGAAAAUGAAGAUCCAAAAUCCCAAGCUCAAAGUUCAGUGGCUGAAGGGACUAGUGAAGGAAGUGAUCGAGAGGAUAAAACAGUAUCAAGUUCAGGGAAAGAGAAAAUCCCUAAAGUCAAGGAAAGUGAUGAUAAGGAAAAUAUUUUGGCUUGUGAUGACACUGAAAAUGGCAGUGAAGCCAGAGAUGAUGAUGAAAAGGAGAAUGCUUUAGCAUCAGAUGAUAACAGGGUACAGAAUCACAAUGAUGGUAAACAUGGAAAUUUAAUAUUGGGGAAGAAAGAGAUUUCUAAAAUAUCAAAAAAGGUUAACAGAGUAAUAGGCAAGACAUUAAAGGAGGGUUCCAUCCCUGCUGCCUCUGGUUCUCAAGGGGUGAAGUAUUGGAAACCAAAGCCUACAAAUCCAAAGCCUUUUAGGUUGAGAACUGAUGAAAGAAGAAUUCUUAAGGAAGCAAACUUGGAGAAAAAAAUCCUUACACCUCUGUCAGAAAUUACAACAGAGAAAACAUCACAAAGAAAACAUCUGAAGGUAAUCCAAAAGAAUGAAAGAUGCCGUAGAAAAAGUGAAAAUGAUUGUGAUAUACAUGAAGGUGGUGAAAAGAAACUGGACAGAAGAACACCAGAGAAUCAUUCCGUAAGGAUUGGAAGUACUUGCUUGAAGCAUUCAAAAGGAGAAGUGGAACGUAAAUUAUCACCUAUGACUCCAUGUAGACGUGCCAUUUCUUCACACCAGAAACCCCAUCUUGUGACUUCACCAAUGGAACGUGAGAAAGCAGCUCAAAAACUACAGAACAGCUUGAAAAAGAUUAAAUCACCAAUUAUACAACAAAAACUUGUGAGGCCUAGUGGAGCUAUGUCGAGUAGAAAGGAAACUGUUUCCCUCAUGACACCUCGUCAACUCAGUGUCAUUAACGAAACCUCAUCAAAGUUUUUAACACCCAAGAAUGUGGCAAAGCCAUCUCAGAAUGCUGCCCCAGGAACUAAAGCUUCCACUCGUACUGCUUCCAGGUCGUUGUCACGGGGAAGAAGGCCUGCAACCAUUCCAAAGGAGCCGAUUUUUCAUAGCAUCCAUGUACCGAAGAGCUGCACAAGGAAACAACAAGCCUAGAUGACCUUGUUGAGUGUAUGAUAUCUUCUUCUUGUUCAAUAAUGUCAUUGAAUUGUACUUUUCCUGUUUAAAUUUCAGGCUUUUCUUCAACUAUCUUCGGCUUUUGGGAAUUGGUAAUUUCCUUCAAGCAUGUGUGUAUGUUGUAACAUUUGAGAUUAGAAACCGAUUUGUUUUGAUUAUUUAAAAAGAGAGAAGCAAUGUAAUUGAUUA
Messenger RNA from Corylus avellana, 2476 nucleotides. Its product is annotated as neurofilament heavy protein. The record is from RefSeq and is a predicted model, not a curated record. NCBI's taxonomy places the organism in Eukaryota, Viridiplantae, Streptophyta, Magnoliopsida, Fagales, Betulaceae.